This is a messenger RNA of Lachancea mirantina, 963 nucleotides long. The record is from the annotation of a GenBank genome assembly. Lineage: Eukaryota; Fungi; Ascomycota; Saccharomycetes; Saccharomycetales; Saccharomycetaceae.
AUGCGUCACUUGACUUCUAUUAAGGAUCUCAGCGAUCAAGAGUUCCGUAUACUUGUAGAAAGAGCAGAACACUUCAAAAAGCUAUUCAAAGCAAAUGACAUCAAUGAAACGCAGAAGCAGCAUUUGAAGCUGCUUGGAAAAACCGUCGCUUUGAUUUUUUCUAAGAGAUCGACUAGAACAAGACUUUCUUCCGAGGGAGCUGCGGCUUAUUUCGGAGCGCUACCCAUGUUUUUGGGCAAAGAAGACAUCCAAAUGGGCGUCAAUGAAAGUUUCUACGACACAACAAAAGUGGUUUCGUCGAUGGUUUCCUGCAUUUUUGCUCGGGUGAAUAAGCAUUCCGAGAUCCAAGAAUUGGUGGCACACUCGUCCGUUCCAGUGAUCAAUUCGCUGUGCGACAAAUUUCAUCCGCUACAAGCCAUCUGCGACGUUUUAACGAUAAAGGAACAUCUAGACUACAACAAGAGAAAAUUAAAGGUAGCAUGGGUCGGAGACGCCAACAAUGUGAUCAACGACAUGGCGAUUGCUUGCUUAAAAGUCGGUAUCGACGUCUCGGUUUCUUCACCCGUGGGCAUCGAACUGGAUGCGGAGAUUUGCGAGAUUGCUCACAGCACGGCCAAGAGCAACAACGCCAAAUUCGUAUUCACACACAACUCUACAGAAGCCGUGAAGGACGCCAACAUUGUCGUCACAGACACAUUCAUUUCGAUGGGCGAAGAAUUCGCCAAAGUCGCCAAGCUAAAGCAGUUCCAAGGCUUCCAAGUUAAUUCGGAACUGUGCUCUCAUGCUGCGCGAGACUACAUUUUUAUGCAUUGUCUUCCAAGACACCACGAGGAAGUGACCGAAGAUAUUUUUUACGGCGAACACUCUAUCGUGUUCGAGCAAGCUUCCAACAGACUGUUUGCGGCGAUGGCUGCUUUGGACGUCUUCGUUGUGAACAAAGGUGACUUUUCAGCAGGUCCUUGA